This is a messenger RNA of Trachemys scripta elegans, 3843 nucleotides long. It is a transcript of the gene HK2, whose product is annotated as hexokinase 2. The transcript is spliced from 18 exons. The record is from RefSeq and is a predicted model, not a curated record. Bases 1 to 2754 code for a protein of 917 amino acids. Gene Ontology annotation, biological process: intracellular glucose homeostasis; glycolytic process; glucose 6-phosphate metabolic process. Gene Ontology annotation, cellular component: cytosol; mitochondrion. Gene Ontology annotation, molecular function: fructokinase activity; D-glucose binding; ATP binding. NCBI's taxonomy places the organism in Eukaryota, Metazoa, Chordata, Testudines, Emydidae.
AUGAUCGCGUCCCACCUGCUCGCCUACUUCUUCACCGAGCUCAACCAUGACCAAGGGCAGAAGAUUGACAAAUACCUCUAUCACAUGCGGCUCUCCGAUGAAACUCUCCAGGAGGUGUCGGAGCGCUUCCGAAAGGAGAUGGAAAAGGGUCUCGGAGCGGACACGAACCCCACAGCGUCAGUGAAAAUGUUGCCCUCGUUUGUGAGAUCCACCCCAGAUGGGACAGAGAAUGGAGACUUCUUGGCCUUGGAUCUUGGCGGCACAAACUUCCGUGUGCUGAGAGUGAAGGUGUCUGAUAACGGCCUGCGGAAGGUAGAAAUGGAGAAUCAGAUCUAUGCCAUUCCAGAGGAUCUCAUGCGUGGGAGCGGGGUACAGCUCUUUGAUCAUAUUGCCGAAUGCCUGGCUAACUUCAUGGAAAAGCUGAACAUGAAGGACAAGAAGCUUCCCCUGGGAUUCACCUUCUCUUUUCCUUGCCACCAAACCAAACUGGAUGAGAGUAUCCUCGUUACAUGGACUAAAGGGUUCAAAUCCAGUGGUGUGGAGGGGAAAGACGUGGUUGGCAUGAUACGUAAAGCCAUCAAGAAACGAGGGGACUUCGACAUUGACCUGGUCGCCGUGGUGAACGACACCGUAGGGACGAUGAUGACCUGCGGCUAUGACGAUCACAACUGCGAAGUUGGGCUCAUUGUUGGUACUGGUACCAAUGCAUGCUACAUGGAGGAGAUGCGGCACAUUGACUUGGUGGAAGGGGAUGAAGGGCGGAUGUGCAUAAACAUGGAAUGGGGAGCCUUCGGAGACGACGGCGUGCUGAACGACAUCAGGACAGAAUUCGACCGUGAGAUCGACAUGGGUUCGCUCAAUCCAGGGAAACAACUGUUUGAAAAGAUGAUCAGUGGCAUGUACAUGGGAGAGCUGGUCAGGCUCAUCCUGGUGAAGAUGGCCAAGGAGGAGCUGCUGUUCGGUGGAAGGCUCACCCCAAGCUUGCUCACCACAGGACACUUCGAGACCGGAUAUGUGUCUGCUAUUGAAAAGGAGAAGGAAGGACUACAAAAAGCCCACGAGAUCUUGACCAAGCUCGGGCUGGACCCAUCUGCAGAAGACUGCAUAGCCACCCAGCAUAUCUGCCAGAUCGUCUCCACCCGUUCGGCGAACCUCUGUGGUGCUACCCUGGCCGCAGUGCUGCGCCGGAUCAAGGAGAACAAAGGAGUUGACAGGCUACGCUCCACCGUUGGCGUGGAUGGCUCGGUGUACAAGAAGCACCCCCAUUUUGCUCGACGCCUUCAGAAGACAGUGCGGAAGCUGCUGCCAGACUGCGACAUCCGAUUCGUUCGCUCGGAAGACGGGAGCGGCAAAGGGGCUGCUAUGGUCACGGCGGUGGCCUACAGGCUAGCAGCCCAGCAUAAGGCAAGGCAGAAGACCCUUGAAGCCCUGAAGCUGAGCCAUGAGCAGCUGCUGGAGGUGAAGAAUAGGUUGAGGAUAGAGAUGGACAGGGGACUGAGCAAAGCAUCGCAUCUGGACGCCACUGUGAAAAUGCUUCCCACUUACGUGUGUGCCACUCCAGAUGGAACAGAAAAAGGAGACUUCUUGGCCUUGGAUCUUGGGGGAACGAAUUUCCGUGUGCUGCUGGUGCGUGUGCGGAAUGGGAUUAGGCGUGGCGUUGAGAUGCACAAUAAGAUCUACUCAAUCCCGCAGGAGAUCAUGCAGGGGACAGGAGAGGAGCUGUUCGAUCACAUCGUCCACUGCAUUUCGGACUUCCUGGAAUACAUGGGAAUGAAGGGCGUGUCACUUCCUAUGGGAUUCACCUUCUCUUUCCCUUGCCAACAGAAUAACCUUGAUGAGGGGAUACUCCUGAAAUGGACUAAAGGGUUCAAAGCUACUGGCUGUGAAGGAGAAGAUGUGGUGAACUUGCUGAAAGAAGCUAUUCAUAGGAGAGAGGAGUUUGAUCUGGAUGUGGUAGCAGUGGUGAAUGACACAGUAGGCACCAUGAUGACCUGUGGUUAUGAAGAUCCUUAUUGUGAAGUCGGGCUCAUCGUUGGCACGGGCAGCAACGCCUGCUACAUGGAGGAGAUGAGGAACGUGGAGCUGGUGGAGGGUGAAGAGGGCAGAAUGUGCAUUAACAUGGAGUGGGGGGCGUUCGGGGACAACGGCUGCUUGGAUGACUUCCGGACAGAAUUCGAUGUGGCGGUGGACGAACUUUCUCUCAAUGCCGGGAAACAAAGGUUUGAGAAAAUGAUCAGCGGGAUGUACCUGGGCGAGAUUGUCCGAAAUAUCCUGAUCGACUUCACCAAGAGGGGGCUGCUGUUCCGGGGGCGGAUAUCCGAAAGGCUGAAGACCAGGGGGAUAUUCGAGACCAAGUUCCUGUCUCAAAUUGAGAGCGAUUGCCUAGCCCUGCUCCAGGUCCGCUCCAUCCUCCAGCACCUGGGCCUGGAGAGCACGUGUGAUGACAGCAUCAUUGUGAAGGAAGUGUGCACUGUGGUAGCCAGGCGUGCUGCUCAGCUCUGUGGCGCUGGUAUGGCAGCGGUGGUGGAUAAAAUCCGGGAGAACCGCAAGCUGGACUUCCUUAAGGUCACAGUUGGUGUGGACGGGACACUCUACAAACUGCAUCCUCACUUCUCCUCCAUCAUGCACGAAACAGUGAAGCAGCUGACCCCGAAGUGCGAAGUGACCUUCCUCCAGUCAGAAGAUGGCAGCGGCAAGGGGGCGGCACUCAUCACGGCGGUGGCGUGCCGGAUCCGGGAGGCCGGGCAGCGAUAAGAGGAGUCGUUCGGAAGGCUUGGAUUUAACAGAGCAAAACCAGCGGACCCCUUCCCACCCUCCAACACACACUCCUUCUCCUGCUCCUCAACACGCAGAUUUUUAGCUUUACUUGUUCUAUCGAGAUACCACCACUGAGACCUGAGAUGCCGUGUGUUCAAAGUUAUUUUCUUAGGAGUUCUAUUGCAUGCCAUCAAACUACCUAUCGAGUAAAGCUAAAAGUGUCGUCAGGGCGUGUAGCUACGUUUCCAGUCAAAGCCCUUUUUGUUUCACCGCAGCCUAUUUAAAAUACUAAACCUCCCUCCCCAGCCACAAUGAUGUUUGUUCUGUAGCAGUAGAAGGAUAAUGCCAGAGCAAUUAAGACACUGCAUUGUCACUUCGAUAGUAAACAAUACCUAUUUGUAGAUGUCCAAGUCCUAACAUAAGCACACUAGAAAGCAAAACCUCUUUUAAGAUUGGGUUAAAGACCUCCACUAGUCUUUUACCCUGAUCAAGUCUGUGUUAUUUCCAUGAAAGUCAUGGUAACGCUCUUAAAAGCACAGGGUGCAGCAUUUAAACCAGUGCGUUUGAAUCUGUGCCGAAGGAUACAAAGUGUCCGUAUGGUGGUGAGUAAUAUUAAAGUACCUGUUGGAUCGAGUUAAAAGUGCUUCUUUAAUUCGACCAGCAGAGCACGUGCCUGGAAAUACUUGGGGACUCAGGGUGUAGUCCCAUUUCCCAGCUUCUCCUCUAUCAAUUAAAUGUAGUACUUGACAUGUGUAGCCAAUGGCGACCCCUACUGGCGCAUGCGUACAUAGAAAAAACCAUCGCUGAAGUGAAUGGUUUCUCUUCCACAACCGUUUCAACACUCUGCCCUCAAUUGAUGUGGUGAGUUUGGUUUUAUUUUUGUCUGUGAACUAGCUCUGUAUCUUUAUUCGUAAAAACCCCAUAGGUCACGUCUGGAUUUAUGCACUGUAUUUAUGUUUCGAGAGAUCUUACGUCUUUUAUGUAUAUAGUCAUGAAUGGGGAUUGUUAUUGACUAGUUUUAAUGUGGUUUGAGAGACUAGCGCAGAAUGCUCUUUUAUUAUUAUUAAUUAAAAUAACUGUCUGGAA